UUUUAAUCAUGUCAUCAGCACAACCUGCUCGCGCAUCAGCACGUCAGUCAGCACGUAGGCAACAGGAACUAGAGGCUGAACGUGAGGCAAAACAACGUCGGACCCUUGCUGCUGAAGCUGAAGCCGUUACUGCUACUGAUACUGUCAAACCUCCACAGACACAAAGACAAACUAAUGGACGUAAUGAGGAUAACAACAACACUACCAACGAUGAGACUCUUUCAUUAACAUCCUCUUCACGUAGUUUGAGCCCUGCUCUUUCCGAUUCCGCAUCUCUCAACAGUGAUAACGAGAAUGAGCACAGUAACAAAAAAUCAAUAACAAAAACAAGAGCACUCGCCUCCCGCACAAGGAGUGCAUUAACACAACAACAGCAGGAGCAAGAUGAGCAGGACCCUUCAAAACCAUUUUCAGAUCCCAACUUGCUUUCAUACUGGGAGAUCGCUUUAGUCUAUGGGUUUAUGAUCAAGUUCAAGACACUGCUUAGACAAAACUGUCCACUACAUGAUUUCUCAAUAGAGGACUUGGAAGCUGGCCUAUUGUCGAAAACACCUAACGUUUGUAUUGAGGAAGUUCAUUCCAAUCUACUCUCUAAUAUGCUGAACCGUAAAAAGGCAGUUGACUCUUCAACAUGGCAGAAAGUUUUAUCUGAAACAUUGGAUUCCAAAUUCAGGACUGGCGAGAUGGAGUACGAUCAAAAUCUAUUGAAAUACUAUGGCGACUAUUAUCUGAUCCCUCCUGAGGAUAGGGUCCAGAUUCUUAAGGGCUUGGUCCAUUGGGUAUUGCAGGAAGGAGCCAUCAUCCGACAAGCCAUAGAAGAAGAUUUGGAACAUUAUUCUAUCACACCAUUCGGAAUCGAUCAAGCUAAACGGAUUUACUGGUAUUUUGGAGAGGGCACACUUAGGGUAUUUAGAGAAACUAAAAAUCCCAAAAAGAAGAGUACUGGAUGGGAGACUGUGGCUAGUAGUCUGGAUGAGAUCAAAGCUCUCGUAGAUUCUUUCAACCAGACCUCUUCAAAAUCAGAGAAGGCACUUCAAGAAAGACUACGUGAAGAGAUCAUUGAUCCUAUUGAGGAGAAGAUGGCCCAGGAGAAAUUGAAACAAGAGCGCUUGGAAAAGAAGAUGCAAAGGCUAGCAGAAUUACAUCAAUUGGCAGCAACAAGAACAACUCGGACACGAUCCUCUAAUCGACUCAACCAACCAAAGUACAAUUUUGAUGAUGAUGACGAUUUUGAAGAGGACGAAUAUGAAAUUUACAGAAGACCUUCCAGCAGGCGGAGGCACAAUAACCAACUUCCUCAUCAUAAUCAAGACCAAUAUCAAAACCAAGAUCAAAACCAAAAUCAAAGCCAAAACCAAGUUGAUAACACCAAUGAUACUCCUAUUACAACUACAAAUGAUAUCUCUACAGAGUCUAACACUCUCUUCAAUACAGCAACAGGGUCUGCAGAUCAAUAUCACAUUAAUGGCGGCACUGAGGUAUCUCUGAGGAAUACCAACAGUGACUCUUAUCAUCACCCUCAUCAGCAACAGCAACAACAUGACGAGUAUAAGGACCGUGGCUCAUCUGUCGAAGGCGACGAUAUAUCAAGUACCCGAUCAAGUGUGGGUCGAGAAUCUGAUACGUCCAUCCGAAUGGCUCUACAGCGUGCACGUAUGGAUGGUGGCGAUGAUGAGGAAGAAGAAUUCAGAUUCAAGGAGGAGCCCGAAGAGGAUGAUGUCAAGUUUCCUAGUGUUUCGCAAUCUGUUUUUGCUCAUGCUCCAACCCUCACAACUGCCCAUGUAAAUACUGCCUAUGAAAACCAACCAUCGACAGGGCCUGUACUUGAAUUAAUAUCGACAUCAGCACCAGUCCUUCCAACAACCCAGAGCCAAGAUGUGGACAUGAAAGAUGCCGAGCUCUAAGUUUCGCUCUGUUUCCUGCCAUAUCUCAAUAUCUAUCUUCCUGGAUACUUUCAAGCUUUUCAC
Messenger RNA from Lobosporangium transversale, 1967 nucleotides. RefSeq lists its product as hypothetical. NCBI's taxonomy places the organism in Eukaryota, Fungi, Mortierellomycota, Mortierellomycetes, Mortierellales, Mortierellaceae. The transcript is spliced from 5 exons. The coding region runs from base 9 to 1904 and encodes 631 amino acids. The record is from RefSeq and is a predicted model, not a curated record.